CCUGUUUUUUACUUCGGCUUGCUAACAAAGUUCUACGGUUAGCCGUUAUUUUGCAGAUACCAGAGACCAGAGAACAAUAUAGCCGGGUAGUCCUGCAUCGACGCGUCUUCUUGAGCAGCACGAACUUUGCAGGUAUAUCCAGACAUUACCUGGCUGCAGCUGGUCCUGUGGCUUGAGGAGACGGUACAUGUUUUGUCAUGGAGACGCUGUGCGCUGGGAGACUCGGAGCGCUACUGACGCUAGUCUGGGUGUGGAGUUCACCAGGUGAUUCCCAGCGGGUGGAGAUGCCUCGGCGGGAGCUGGAGGUGACGCGGGGGCAGAUGGUGCUGCUGCAGGCCUGGUACAGCCCCACGUCCAGCAUCGACCGCAACGCCGUCAUCUGGAACUUCAUGGCCAACGACUCCAAGCAGAUAAUCACGUACACGUCGGGGGAGAUUGGCAUCAGCCACGAGUUCCGUAAGCGCGUGGGCUUCGCCAUGCCCAUGCCCUCCACCAACCUGUCCAUCUACAUCAACAACACGCAGGAGUCGGACACCGGCCGCUACCUCUGCAACGUCAUCAUCCCAGGGGCACCCGGCCUCUCAGGGGAGCUCCGGCUCAACGUCAAGGUGCCCCCAUCUCCUCCGGUGUGCUCCAUGGCCGGUCGGCCGUUGCUGAAGGGGAACGUGACGCUGAGCUGCAAGUCGAGCUCGGGGAAGCCGACGCCCCAGUACAAGUGGACGAGAGUGGCCCCGGUGUCCGAGGUCUACUUCUCCCCCAUGCAGAAUGAGCGGCAGGGCACCCUGCGGUUGAAUAACCUCACCAAGAGCAUGUCUGGGAAAUACGUGUGCCGCGCCAGCAACACUGCUGGAGCAGAGAGCUGCUUCAUCAACCUGGAAGUGUCUGCCCCCACCAGUGCCGGUGUGAUUGCGGGUGCAGCUGUGGGCUCAGUGGUCGGGCUGGUAGCCAUUGUCCUCUUCCUCGUCUUCAUCCUUCGAAGGAGGCGGGACACCGAGGAGGAGAUAGCCAAUGAGAUCAAAGAGGAUGCUCAGGCUCCUAAGCGGGUGUCCUGGGCCAAGAGUGGCACGGGCUCGGACAUCAUCUCCAAAAACGGCACGCUGUCGUCCAUCGCCACGAGUCCUCCGCCGCACGAGUCCAUGGACCAGCUGCACCACCACAACCACCACCUCCAGCAGCCCCCCGGCAACCACUACAGCUACGCGCCGCCCCGGGAGAUGAUCUCUGACCCCGCCGUGCUGGCCGGCUACCGCCUGCGCCCAGGCCAGCCCAACCCGCUGCACGGCCUGCCCGGGUACAACGUCAGCGGCUCGCCCCUGCCCUCCCACGGCUCUCCGCCCCUGGGGCACGCCCACCCCUCGCGGGGCACGCACACGCACGCACACACUCUCUCACACACACCCCGCCCCGUCAGUGCUAGCAGCUCGCGCCACAUCACUGCCAAUGGCCCGGCCAAUCAAAUGCGGCGCACUAGCGUGGCUGACCUUCCCCUAACCGGUCAUCCAAUCAUAGCUAACGGUCCCGUCCACACAUCCAGCCCUCGACCAAUCACUGCUAACGGUCCCGUCCAUGCUUCCAGCCCUCGACCAAUCACAGCUAACGGUCCCGUCCACACAUCCAGCCCUCGACCAAUCACAGCAAACGGUCCUGUCUACACAACCAGCCCCCGACAAAUCACUGCUAACGGUCCCGUCCACACCCCCAGCCCCCGACCAAUCAGUGUGAACAGUCAAAUCUAUACAACCAGCCCCCAACCAAUCACUGCUAAUGGUCCCGUCCACGCAUCUAGCCCCCGACCAAUCACUGCUAAUGGCCCGGUCCAUGCAUCCAGCUCUCGUCCAGUCAGUGCAUCCAGCUCUCGUCCAGUCAGUGCUAACGGCCCGGUCCAUGCAUCCAGCCCUCGUCCAAAGAGUGUGUCCAGCCCCACCCCAGACCCCCUUCACAGAACUGAUGGGGCCGAGCCGCAGGCCGCUCCUCAGACGACGACACAUCCGCAAUCGCAAACCCUCCCGCCGGGCAUCACCAUAGCAACGCUGUCUCGAGUCGGGGCGGUCCCUGUUAUGGUUCCCUCCCAGAGCCAGGCGGGUUCUCUGGUGUAGCAGGAGUCCACUGGACAGGACCGGGGCUGUCAGGACAUUGGAACCAGGGGACAGUGGAACCCGGGCCUGGACUGAACUGGGCCGGAUCUAAGUGCGGUGGGACGUGCUGUGCUGACCUUGACCCCUCAGCCAGCGACUGCCUGGAGGAGAGGAGAGGAAGAGAGGAAGAGAGGAGAGGAGGGAAAGAGUAAUAUGAUGAAGAAGAGAUGAGCUGAAUGGACCCUGGUGUUUGACCACACGCCUCACUGGACAAUGCUGAGGUCAAGGGAGAAUUGUAAAGACCUUCUGUGCUUUGAGUUACUCUUUUUUUUUUUUUAUCUCAAAUGAAUUAAACAUGAUAGCUACUGUGUCUGUACACUGUAUCUCUCCGACCUCUGUUGCAGCAUCUUUCUACAGAGUGGACAGUACUGUUUGAUUUCUCUUCUGUUUGUUUUUGCGCGGCAGUGUUGUGUGUUGUGUGUGGAUCGAUUUGGUUCGGCGUUGAAGAGUGUUACCGUGAGAAGAGUGUGUUACGUUGAUCAGUGCACUAUGAAGAAUGUUACUGCUGUAAGUGCUGUUUGGUUCCAUUAAAAUCUCAUGGACUGA
Molecule: messenger RNA, 2681 nt
Organism: Sardina pilchardus (European sardine)
Lineage: Eukaryota; Metazoa; Chordata; Actinopteri; Clupeiformes; Clupeidae
Gene: esamb
Product: endothelial cell adhesion molecule b
Exons: 7
Coding region: 198-2096 (632 amino acids)
Biological process (GO): homophilic cell-cell adhesion
Cellular component (GO): adherens junction; plasma membrane
Molecular function (GO): cell-cell adhesion mediator activity
Source: RefSeq, a predicted model, not a curated record